Molecule: messenger RNA, 1124 nt
Organism: Gossypium raimondii (Peruvian cotton)
Lineage: Eukaryota; Viridiplantae; Streptophyta; Magnoliopsida; Malvales; Malvaceae
Product: E3 ubiquitin-protein ligase APD2
Exons: 5
Coding region: 355-897 (180 amino acids)
Source: RefSeq, a predicted model, not a curated record
UGCCCUUAAGCUUGGAUUUUGAGCAACUACCAUUCUUUCUUUCAUUAAAUUUAACUGUCUAAAUGUAUCAAUUAUGAAAGAAAAGCGCAGUCCCGUUGUUCUUCUUCUUCUUCCAGGACUUGUACCGGCCUUUAUAAAUGAAUAUGGAAAAUGGAGGUGCUUUUUUAUACUAAAUUUCCCCACAGUUUCUUCCUCACUCUUUUGCAUUGAAAUUGUGUUCUUUCACUUGCUUGGAGACAUCCUCUGCUAAAAAAGGGAGCAAAAGCUGGAGUUUUUGAGCUCUGUUCUAAUGGUGUUUUUGAGAUACUAUUAGGAACAAAGACAAGUAGACAACAGGCAAAAAAAUCCAUAACCAUGUGCUCCAUUCUAAAUGCAAUGAGUCAACUCAAUCUCCACCAUGACAACUCUCAAUCCAUAUCUUUAUCGAGCAAGGACGAAGAUCUAAUUGAAUGGUGUGAUGCUCUUAAUUUCUUUGCACGUUUAGCAGCAUAUAUUGCAAUUUUAGCCGUGAUGGUGUUUGUAGUUUUGAUAAUACUUAAGUACAUAACUGAGCUCGAUAACGAGAGUGAUAAUGUAGAGGUUACGAGGCCGGUAACUGUCUCUGAAACGGAUCGUUUAUGGCCUGAAAAGACAGAACCGAUGACGUACGGGACGUGUGAAGACGACGUAGAAACAGGAAGUUGUAGUAGUGGUGAGGAUUUAUAUGAUGCAAGGAUUUGUGUGAUUUGCUAUGAUGAACAAAGGAAUUGUUUCUUUGUUCCAUGUGGACAUUGUGCUACAUGCUAUGAAUGUGCUCUAAGUGAUAUACAUACAUCAUAUAUAUAUAUAUAUGCAUGCAUGCAUCUAUGUAUGUAUAUAUGUAUGUCUGUAUGUAUGUAUGUUUUGCAGGAUUUAUGAUGAGGAAAAUAAGGUGUGCCCAGUAUGCAGAAGGAUUAUUGGCAAAGUUAGAAAACUUUUUGCUCCAUAAUCCCAUUAAUUAUUGACUUUUCUUUUUCUUUUUUUUUCUUUUUUAAAAUUUUCCAUGUUGAAGAAAUUUAUUUUCAGCAAGAAAUUUUUUUUUCAAUAAGUGAUUUUUGACUGCAUCCAUGGCAAAGUAAAUAUAUAAAAAAUGAAGUUUCCCGGAA